Lachnellula hyalina is the source of this 1101-nucleotide messenger RNA. RefSeq names its product Aquaporin-3 (gene AQP3). The transcript is spliced from 5 exons. Gene Ontology annotation, molecular function: water channel activity; glycerol channel activity. Lineage: Eukaryota; Fungi; Ascomycota; Leotiomycetes; Helotiales; Lachnaceae. The coding region runs from base 1 to 1101 and encodes 366 amino acids. Gene Ontology annotation, cellular component: plasma membrane. Gene Ontology annotation, biological process: water transport; glycerol transmembrane transport. The record is from RefSeq and is a predicted model, not a curated record.
AUGGCGGAACAUGUUGAAGAUUCGGCUCAUACUACGGGCUACGAUGCUCGAAGAUUGCACACGAAUGAUAUGGAACUUGGAGUGACUGAUGCGGUGCAAAGACAUGUCCGCAGGAAUGUUGUUCCACCCAAACCGGUCACUCAGCGGAAACUCGACUUUGAGCAUGUGAGGCCGAGAUGGAUGAGGGAAAUGGCCGCUGAAGCUCUCGGCGUGUUCUUUUACGUGUAUCCCGGUAUUGCCUCACAGGCAGCUUUCUUCUUGAACGGCACACAGCCGGCCUUCGGAUCUAUAUUCCAAAUUGGAUGGGCCUAUGCCAUCGGCAUCGCCUUUGCCAUCAUUGUUUGUGGUCCGACAUCUGGUGGGCACUUUAAUCCAGCAGUAACGCUCUGCCUUGCGGUUUGGCAAGGGUUUCCCUGGUCCAAAGUUCCCAGAUAUAUAUUUGCCCAGAUCUUCGGGGCCUUUAUGGCUGGUAUGAUACUUGUCGGACAGUAUCACCCGCAGUUGAUGGCACUUUCCGCUGAAGUUCAAGCUAAAGGCUUGAGUCCCAACUCUUUAGGCGGCCCUGGGAGCAUUUUGUGUAGUUUUCCCGCACCGACCGAGACAAACUAUGGAUACUUGUUCCUUAUUGAGUUCUUCGUGGACAGCUUCAUCGGCCUUGUCAUCUGGGCCGUCCUGGAUCCUGCCAAUCCAUUUGUCGCUCCCGCCUCCGCGCCGUUUGUCAUCGGCCUUGCAUAUGGGAACAUGGUUUGGGGUUUCGGUGCGGCCACCAUUGCAACCAACUUGGCCAGAGAUCUUGGAACUCGAAUCGUGGCAGCGAUUUUCUUCGGCGGAGAUGCUUUCGAUAGAUACGCACCGAUCGCCGUGUUCACAAAUGUCCCCGCGACUUUUUUUGCCCUGUUUGUGUACGAGGUCAUUUUGAGAGAUAGCUUUGCUAUCAUUGCAAAGGGCCAUAAUGUGCACGAAGAAGGGGAAGAGGGACUGUCGCGCCACUUGACGAAAACAGGUACAUUGGAAACGGGGAUUGCAAGUAACAUACAAAGAAGAGAUGACUAUAGUGAUGAGAGCUAUGCAAACCGACAGAAGGAUAGGUCUCCAGUUUGA